Molecule: messenger RNA, 1921 nt
Organism: Boeremia exigua
Lineage: Eukaryota; Fungi; Ascomycota; Dothideomycetes; Pleosporales; Didymellaceae
Product: exonuclease V a 5' deoxyribonuclease-domain-containing protein
Exons: 2
Coding region: 56-1696 (546 amino acids)
Biological process (GO): interstrand cross-link repair
Cellular component (GO): mitochondrion; nucleus
Molecular function (GO): single-stranded DNA 5'-3' DNA exonuclease activity
Source: RefSeq, a predicted model, not a curated record
CGCUUGUUGCCACCCAACUCACAGCACCUCGGCACGCCGUCAUGGUAAUGGCAACAUGUCUGCAUCAUCUGUACCGGUGACGCGCGCUUCAAGCUGUUAUGGCUCCGAGGUCGAGAUCGACCCUGACGCUUUUGCUUCCGUGAGCGACUACGGCUCAGAGUUCGACGCGACCGAGGUCGAUGAAGAUACAAUUCUCGCAAACACUCUCGACUCGCUCGUCCAACAGCUUCCCAGAUCCGUGGAGAAGAGCAUUGUGCUUCCAAGCAUUGAGUUCGAACAGCGCGAGGCAGCAGAUGAAGAAUCAAACGAUCUUGGCGUACUGCCCAAGCCGUAUGACUUACGCGUGGCGAAGAGCCACCGGCGCAAUCAUGAGGCCAUCGAUUCACGCAGACGCAUCCAAAGUUCUCCAACCCGCGAGAUGCUGGAAGUCGAGUAUGACGAAAGGUCGCGUCGGGCAUGGAGUGUCCCGCUUAAAUCCUCACAAUCAUCGUCUCAAUCAGGCGGAACUACAAUUCACAGUGUGAGCUCUAUCACAAGCACUCCACAUAUCGUUUCCUCCCACGAGGCUGCAGAUGUUGAUUCGCGUCCGCCCAUCGAGCGCUUUCGCACAAAGCCCAAGAAGCCACUCUCUGUCACCGACCUUGUCUCACCAGCAUGGUGCGAGUUACAAUACUACUACACUUUGUCCAAGUUCGGGCGCAAGCCUCGGACGCAAGCCAUGCGCACCGGGUCGAAGAUCCACCAAAAGCUCGAAGACGAGGUACAUACAACUGUACCAGUGCAGGUACAAACUAAAGAGGACCGGUUUGGUUUACGGAUCUGGAACACGAUAUCGGGGCUGCGAUGUCUGCGUGAGACUGGCCUAACAAGGGAACUGGAGGUUUGGGGUGUCGUCGAAGAUCAAGUCGUGAACGGCGUUAUUGACGAGGUCUCUUACGAAUGUCCUGAUCCUGAGUUCGAGGAACAUGUUGAACGGACGAGAGCACAGCAGAGCGGUGGCACAGUACAGCUACCUACCAAUCAGCUUCGUAUUGCGGAAGCUUUUGCUAGGGCUUCAGGUGCGGACAUCAACAGCAGCGCAUGGGCAGAUGGUGUCGAACCAAUACAGCAAAUCUACAUCGCCGAUGUAAAGACACGUGGUGUGCGCUCAAAACCAACCGGUGCAUCACUGCGACCGACAAGGAUGCAACUUAUGUUGUACCACAAGCUUCUCGAGUCUCUGUCUCUCAAUACCGUAGAUGCCGAGACCAUCUUCGCCCGCUACGACUUGGAUCCACUACAGUCCUUCACAGAGAUAUUUCUACACGAGAUUGGCGACGUUGGUUUCGAGAAUGAAGCCGCUCGGUUCCCAAACCUGCUCUCGUUGUGGUCUUUGCUCAUCACAGAGCUGCAACUUGCAAUCCCUCCAGCAAGCCUUUCUUACGUUCUUUGUGCUGAGUUUCGCUAUUCCAAAACAGGUGACAUCAUUGGCAACGAGCUUAUCAUGUACGAGGCAAACGUCCUUGAAGACUACCUUGAGGAUGAGAUGGCAUGGUGGAAGGGAACAAGAGAAGCCAAGGGAGUGGCAAUCGAAGACGCGUUCAAGUGCAGAAUAUGUGAUUUUGCAGAAAACUGCACGUGGAGGCAGAAGAAGGUCGAUGAGGCAGUUGAAAAGAGUAGACUUCGACGAUUGGGAGGGGGGAAGAGCGCUGUUUGAUGGCUCCUGUCGUGGUCUGAGAGCUAUGGCGUAUCUCCUGUCUUCUUGACCUUUCUUUUGGCAUAUCUUUGGUGAUUUUGUUCCGACAUCUCUGUCAGUCUGACUGGUAUGCCUUCUUGAUACAUGAUGACAUCUUCGGUAUAUAACAAUUCACUUUAUGGUUUUAUACAGAUGCUCCAGCUGAGAUUGAUGGUGCUGAUGCAUCAUGCAUGUCCACUUAUCGCG